This is a messenger RNA of Coregonus clupeaformis (lake whitefish), 1370 nucleotides long. Its product is annotated as methylosome subunit pICln-like. NCBI's taxonomy places the organism in Eukaryota, Metazoa, Chordata, Actinopteri, Salmoniformes, Salmonidae. Gene Ontology annotation, cellular component: pICln-Sm protein complex; cytosol; methylosome. The coding region runs from base 250 to 1008 and encodes 252 amino acids. Gene Ontology annotation, biological process: chloride transport; mRNA cis splicing, via spliceosome; spliceosomal snRNP assembly. The record is from RefSeq and is a predicted model, not a curated record. The transcript is spliced from 7 exons.
UCUACUGCCCCGCCCAAAUCUCAAUUAGACUACGCUCCGCCAACUGCAGAAACUGGUGUGGAAAGCAGUUAGUUUGGAGUAAAACAACCCUCGGAAAGGAGGCUGAAAAAGACUUUCAAAACACAGUAAGGCAAACAAAGGAGCGCAGUGUCAUUCUCGUAAUCGAAUUGUCCAGGUAACUUCCAAAUUCUCCAGACAUCAUACAUCUUUCGUUUAUGUCUGCAGCCAGGUGGAAAUUAUCCUAUCAGUAUGUUUAAUUCACUUCAGGCGGGUUGGGGGGAUAGAGAAGGCACGAUGGUGUCUCUGAAAAACGUAUAUCCUCCAAGUGAAGGAAUACGGCACGAGCAAGGUGAAAUCACCGCUAUUUGGAAUGGCGAGGGGCUUGGACCAGGGACUCUGUACAUUGCAGAAACAUGUGUAUCAUGGUUCGAUGGGUCUGGAAUGGGCUUUUCUUUGGAAUACCGGUCAAUCAGCCUCCACGCAAUCUCGCGGGACCUUACCGCGUACCCGAAAGAGCACCUGUACGUCAUGGUCAACACCAAACUCAAAGAUAACUGUGAGAAGGAUGUGGAGGAAGAGGAUGAUGAAGAUGAGAGUACUGAUGAUGACUGCGAUGCUGAUUCCAUAAGUCCUGUUACAGAGAUCCGUUUUGUGCCCAGUGACACGGCUUCCUUGGAGCCCAUGUUCUCAGCCAUCUCUGAAUGCCAGGCCCUGCACCCUGACCCUGAAGACUCAGACUCUGAGGGAGAUGAGUACGACGUUGAAGAAGCUGAACAGGGUCAGAUAGACCUGACCGCAUUUUACAAUUUUGAGGAUGGUCUGUCCCAGCUCACCCUGGAGGGCCAGGCCACCCUGGAAAAACUGGAGGGGAUGCUGGCCAACUCUGCAUCCCAGAAACACCACUGUGUGGCCGGGGCCAUGCCCGAGGACACCCCAACGGGAUGCUGCAAUGAGUCUGGUGCAGUAGGGGUCUCAGGACAGUUUGAAGACGCCGACGUUGAUCAUUGAUGGAACAGAGAGGCCCUUGUUCGCACCCCCCUGACUGAAAGCUUUUUGAAAACGGGGGCAUUAGGGUGGAAUCGAGGAGGGAGGCCUAAAGGUCUGAUUGCGUAACACAGAUGCAGGGAGGGCCAAGGCACUGGGUCUCCUCUGAAUGAGUACAGAGAAAUAAUUUUGAAAGUCUCACCCAGCUAAUCUCUACUGGCGGGUCACCAUAGGCCUCUAAGUCUGGAAGACUAACACAAAUAACAACUCACUUUUUUUUAUGUGGAGUUUCCAUUUUUGUUACUGAGAGAAAAGACCAGCAGAUUUAUUUUGAGCUUUGUAUGUUCAAAUACUAAAUAAUAAAACUUGGUUUUGUAUAAAGCAAA